AUGGACAACAAAGCAGGAACAUCCAAGGGCGUCGCGGCUGUUCCCACUAAAGACGUGCCACUGGCGUGUCUGCACCGCAUCAAGCGAGAUAUCACGGACUUCAACGUUGACCCGCCACCGGAUAUCUUCAUCGCGCCCGCGGAGAACGACAUCACAACGAUCAACGCCAUCGUGAUGGGCGCUAAAGGUACGCCGCUCGAAGGCGGGUUCUUCCACUUCUGCGUGCAAUUCACCGAUAAGUACCCUCUGGAACCACCGAAGGUGCGCUUCAUGACGACGGACGCUGGGCGGGUUCAGUUCAACGAGCACAUCUACAAAAACGGCUCCAUCUGCCUCAGCACGCUGAACACAUUCGGAUCGACGUGGACCCCAGCCCAGUCGCUAAGCAGCCUCCUCGUUUCCAUCCAAUCGCUGCUCUGCGAUGUGCACAAGUUCAAGGACGAGGCGGUGAAUGAUCGCUUCGAAUCCAUCUUGCAGCACGAAACCAUCAGGGUUGCUGUCUGCGAUACGGUGGAAUCUUGCCUUCGAACUGAUUCGCCGUUAGCGCAGACCUUGAAAGACGGCGUGCUCCAGAAAUUCUCAGAGUUUUACGACAGGUACGAAGAAGUGGUGAAGUCGAGGAUGCAGCUUACUGGAACGCAAAUGCAUGACCCCGCCAGAUUCAACGCAGGCACGUAUCAGUUUGAAAAGCUGCUGACAAGGCUGCAAGAGUUGAAGCAAAAAGUCGCCAAGAGGAACGAAGCCGCUGCGGUGAAGGCUCAGACCUGA
This is a messenger RNA of Rhipicephalus microplus (southern cattle tick), 768 nucleotides long. Its product is annotated as ubiquitin-conjugating enzyme E2 Z. The record is from RefSeq and is a predicted model, not a curated record. Lineage: Eukaryota; Metazoa; Arthropoda; Arachnida; Ixodida; Ixodidae.